Molecule: messenger RNA, 1852 nt
Organism: Rotaria sp. Silwood2
Lineage: Eukaryota; Metazoa; Rotifera; Eurotatoria; Philodinida; Philodinidae
Source: the annotation of a GenBank genome assembly
CAAAUCUUGUAUCAGCUGAUUCAUAACUAAGAGUCUCAUCAUUACUUGAAUAACUUACUUUCAUCAAAUAUAUCAACAAGUGUUAAUUUCUUCAAAAGAGGCAUGUUGAAAGAACGAAUUAAUAUUAUCACAUUAUAAAGAGCUAAAUGACGCAAUACAAUAGUUUGAAGUCGAGUUCCAUCAGUCAUUUGACGAAUAUCACUUUCACAAAAUUGAAUCUGUAGUUGUGGCGCAUCCAGAUAGGAUUUUCUUCGCAAUUGUUCUUGUUCAAUAGUUAUAUACAAAUGUUCGAGAAAUGGUAUGGCACUGUUUUGAAGAAUAAAAAUCAUUUCAAAUGAAAAUUGAAUAGUUAAAGUCAAUUGAACAGUACGUGACCAAUGUAAAUUUUUUAGUUCGGAUAAAUUAGAGUAUACUACUUCGGUAUCACAAUACCCAUCUAAACAGAUUUAUUUAGAGUCAUUAAACUCAUCAAGAUAUUCAGAUGUAUGAACAAAGACCACAAAAUACCUUUUUCUAUUUCGAAUAUCAUCGUAUGAAAAGAUAUUUUUGCUUGAAUCACAAAGUUGAGAAACAUCAUGUAUGUACGAUCGGAACAUUGAAAUAUUAGAUGGAGAUAUUGUAAUGAGUUACCAAGUGACAGAGGUAUAAGUAGAGAAUCAACAAGACCAUAUAUGUAAUAGCCUGCAUUUAGUACAAUCAAUUGUUCAAGUUUUGGUAUUAUAGACAUUGGUGGUAGGUUUUUUGUCCAAUAUUUAUAAAAAGCCGAAGAAGAACAUGAAUUGCUGAGAAUGAUUGUGCAUAAUUGAAGAAGAUAACUAUGCAUAAGGAAAAUCUGAUUCAUUUCAGAAUAUGAUAUUAAUUUUGUGUUGAGUAAAAACGAUUGAGAAUCAAUGAUUUGUUGAAUACGUUUAUUAUUAAUACGAAAAAAGGCUUUGAAUAAAUCGAAAGAUGAUAAAUAGCUGAGGAUAUGUAACCAUAAUUCAGUUGGUAAUGAUUCUAAUUUAGAAAUAUCCAUCUCAAUAUCGCGUAUGCACACAAUGACAAUCAUCUUCAUGUUUGAUCAAUUUCUCUCAACAAUGCCCUGAUUGUUCUUCUAUUCGUCAAAACAAAAUAUGAUCACCACGGACGAAGUAUUUCAAAAAAAGUAUAUUCUUUUGUUUUUUGUCUUAACCAUUAACAGUGUGAUAUUAGAUGACAAAAUAUAUCAUAGAAAUAAAAAUCUGUCAUAUGCUGUAUUUCUUUGCAUUUAAUAUCAAUAGAAUCAAUAUCAAAUUAAACUGAAAAACCAUAUAUAAUUGAAGAUACUGUAGUAAAUGUCUAACCUUAUCCUUUCACAUGCUUCUAUACAAUUUUCGCUUUGGAAAGAAGAUUUUGAUAACUUUUCAGUUUUGUUUGAGAAAAAAUGAAAUACUACAGUAAAUAAAAACUUUUUAUUAAAAAAAAAAAUCAUAAAACAUUCUCAAAAAAUUCAUAAAAUGCGGCGUUGUUCAAUUCACUAUAACGAUAAGAACUGAACUUUUUGUUUUUAAUUUGGAUGGGUGUCGGAUGUAGGUUUGGUAACUCUUCAUGUUUACCCACACCCACACCCACACCCUAUCUAUAUCACUAUGAAAUCUAGACUUUUUUGUUGUUAAUAGAUGCAAGAGAUAAUCCAUCAUGUUUAAAAUAUUCUCAACAAGGUUUACGCGCAUCAUUUCAAUGUCAAGAAUGUGUAGGUAUAAUAGAAAAAUAUCGAACAAGUUCAGAUCCCAAUGAUUAUAAUGAAACAUUUGCACAAGAAGCACAACGUCUUUUAUCAAUAUUAAAUGGACGUAUACAAACAUUUCUUAAAGAAAUGAUAAAAAAUAUAUAA